UAUUGUUACUGAAAAUUUCACAUUUCCACAAUGUGUUUUAUUUCCAGCAGAUGGACACACAAGCAGGAAUAUCUCAGAAGGACAUCUAAUGUUAUCCCCGGAUUGUGAAAUAAAAGAUAAUGACAGCAGACAGGAUUCUCCAGGAGAUAACCCCAUUACCCCAAUUAUACAUCCAGCUCUAUCAGCUGAUCCCUCUGAUCAUGGGAAAUGUUCUCCUGAUCACUCUAAUGUUGGAGCAUCUGUUACAGCUCUGACAGUAGAUACAGUGUUUCCCUGUUCUAUAGAUGCCAAAUGUUUUACACAGAACACAAAGCUUAUUACCCAUCAGCCAGCUAAGGCAGGUGAGAAGCCAUUUCCAUGUUCUGAGUGUGGAAAAUGUUUUACAUACAAAUCAGCUCUUGUUACACAUCUGAGAAGACACACAGGUGAGAAGCCAUUUCCGUGCUCUGAGUGCGGGAAAUGUUUUACCCGGAAAUCACAACUUGUUACACAUCAGAGAAGUCACACAGGUGAGAAUCUAUUUCCAUGUUCUGAGUGUGGGAAAUGUUUUGUAUGGAAAUCACAACUUGUUAUACAUCAGCGAAGUCACACAGGUGAGAAGCCAUUUCUAUGUCCUGAGUGUGGGAAAUGUUUUGCACAGAAAUCAGAUCUUGUUAGUCAUAACCGAAGUCACACAGGUGAGAAGCCAAUUUCUUGCUCUGAGUGUGGGAAAUGUUUUACCCGGCAAUCACAACUUGUUAGACAUCAGCGAAAUCACACAGGUGAGAAGCCAUUUCCAUGUGCUGAGUGUGGGAAAUGUUUUGCACGGAAAUCACAACUUGUUAUACAUCAGAGAAGUCACACAGGUGAGAAGCCAUUUCCAUGUUCUGAGUGUUGGAAAUGUUUUGCACACAAAUCAGAUCUUGUUUUUCAUCAGAGAAAUCACACAGGUGAGAAGCCAUUUUCUUGCUCUGAGUGCGCAAAAUGUUAUACUCAGAAAUCACAACUUGUUAGACAUCAGAGAAGUCACACAGGUGAGAAUCCAAUUACUUGCUCUGAGUGUGGGAAAUGUUUUACACGGAAAUCACAACUUGUUAAACAUCAGCGAAGUCACACCGAUGAGAAGCCAUUUCCAUGUUCUGAGUGUGGGAAAUGUUUUGCACAUAAAUCAUAUCUUAUUAAACAUCAGAGAAGUCACACAGGUGAGAAGCCAUUUUCUUGCUCUGAGUGUGGGAAAUGUUUUACACAAAAAUCACAUCUUGUUAGACAUCAGCGAAGUCACACAGGUGAGAAUCCAUUUCCAUGCUUUGAGUGUGGGAAAGGUUUUGCAGACAAAUCAGCUCUUGUUAUACAUCACAGAAAUCACACAGGUGAGAAGCCAUUUCCAUGUGCUGAGUGUGGGAAAUGUUUUGCACAGAAAUCAGAUCUUGUUAGUCAUAACCGAAGUCACACAGGUGAGAAGCCAAUUUCUUGCUCUGAGUGUGGGAAAUGUUUUACCCGGCAAUCACAACUUGUUAGACAUCAGCGAAGUCACACAGGUGAGAGGCCAUUUCCAUGUCCUGAGUGUGGGAAAUGUUUUGCACGGAAAUCACAACUUGUUAUACAUCAGAGAAGUCACACAGGUGAGAAGCCAUUUCCAUGUUCUGAGUGUUGGAAAUGUUUUGCACACAAAUCAGAUCUUGUUUUUCAUCAGAGAAAUCACACAGGUGAGAAGCCAUUUUCUUGCUCUGAGUGCGCAAAAUGUUAUACUCAGAAAUCACAACUUGUUAGACAUCAGAGAAGUCACACAGGUGAGAAUCCAAUUACUUGCUCUGAGUGUGGGAAAUGUUUUACACGGAAAUCACAACUUGUUAAACAUCAGCGAAGUCACACAGAUGAGAAGCCAUUUCCAUGUUCUGAGUGUGGGAAAUGUUUUGCACAUAAAUCAUAUCUUAUUAAACAUCAGAGAAGUCACACAGGUGAGAAGCCAUUUUCUUGCUCUGAGUGUGGGAAAUGUUUUACACAAAAAUCACAUCUUGUUAGACAUCAGCGAAGUCACACAGGUGAGAAUCCAUUUCCAUGCUUUGAGUGUGGGAAAGGUUUUGCAGACAAAUCAGCUCUUGUUAUACAUCACAGAAAUCACACAGGUGAGAAGCCAUUUCCAUGUGCUGAGUGUGGGAAAUGUUUUGCACAGAAAUCAGAUCUUGUUAGUCAUAACCGAAGUCACACAGGUGAGAAGCCAAUUUCUUGCUCUGAGUGUGGGAAAUGUUUUACCCGGCAAUCACAACUUGUUAGACAUCAGCGAAGUCACACAGGUGAGAAGCCAUUUUCUUGCUCUGAGUGUGGGAAAUGUUUUACACAAAAAUCACAUCUUGUUAGACAUCAGCGAAGUCACACAGGUGAGAAUCCAUUUCCAUGCUUUGAGUGUGGGAAAGGUUUUGCAGACAAAUCAGCUCUUGUUAUACAUCACAGAAAUCACACAGGUGAGAAGCCAUUUCCAUGUGCUGAGUGUGGGAAAUGUUUUGCACAGAAAUCAGAUCUUGUUAGUCAUAACCGAAGUCACACAGGUGAGAAGCCAAUUUCUUGCUCUGAGUGUGGGAAAUGUUUUACCCGGCAAUCACAACUUGUUAGACAUCAGCGAAGUCACACAGGUGAGAGGCCAUUUCCAUGUCCUGAGUGUGGGAAAUGUUUUGCACGGAAAUCACAACUUGUUAUACAUCAGAGAAGUCACACAGGUGAGAAGCCAUUUCUAUGUUCUGAGUGUUGGAAAUGUUUUGCACACAAAUCAGAUCUUGUUUUUCAUCAGAGAAAUCACACAGGUGAGAAGCCAUUUUCUUGCUCUGAGUGCGCAAAAUGUUAUACUCAGAAAUCACAACUUGUUAGACAUCAGAGAAGUCACACAGGUGAGAAUCCAAUUACUUGCUCUGAGUGUGGGAAAUGUUUUACACGGAAAUCACAACUUGUUAAACAUCAGCGAAGUCACACAGAUGAGAAGCCAUUUCCAUGUUCUGAGUGUGGAAAAUGUUUUGCACAUAAAUCAUAUCUUAUUAAACAUCAGAGAAGUCACACAGGUGAGAAGCCAUUUUCUUGCUCUGAGUGUGGGAAAUCUUUUACACAAAAAUCACAUCUUGUUAGACAUCAGCGAAGUCACACAGGUGAGAAUACAUUUCCAUGCUUUGAGUGUGGGAAAGGUUUUGCAGACAAAUCAGCUCUUGUUAUACAUCACAGAAAUCACACAGGUGAGAAGCCAUUUCCAUGUGCUGAGUGUGGGAAAUGUUUUACACAGAAAUCACAACUUGUUACACACCAGAGAAGACACACAGGUGAGAAGCCAUUUUAAUCUUCUGGAGUAUACUUAUCAUUGCCAUGCGAUGUUCUUCAAGGUUCUUAUCCUACCUCCUGUGCUUUUUUCAAUAUACAUGCUACCACUGGGUAUAAUAAUCAGAUGUCAUGCCAUCAUCUACCACUGCUAUGCAGAUUUGUCUUUUGCUCCGCGUACUGAAAACCCAGUACCAAUCCUAAAUGUCUAGCUGAGCUCCAGGUGUGGGUGAUGCCAGUUGGCUGUGACUCAGUCCUGGUGAAACAGGUUCUUAUGGUAGAAGCUCACCAUCAAAGGGCAGGGAUACAGCUCAGCUUCGUAAACCAGACUUACGCUUGGGGGUUCAGAGUUACAAAAUGCUGAUCCUGUGCGGAAUAUUGGUGUCCUGGAUGGUGGAGUGACACUUAGACAUCAGGUAUCAGCCACAAUCAGAUCCUCAUCUGAGGAACAUAGCCAGACUCCAGCAUUUAUUUCCCUCAGAAGAUCUACCUACAGUCAUACAUGCACUUGUAUUAUCACGCAUAGACUACUGCAAUGUCCUCUACCUGGGUCACCUAGCAAAAGAAUCGCACCGGUUGUAGCUUGUACAGAAUGCAGCAGCCAGACUGUUACCUAACCAGCCCGUUCCUGCCACAUAACACCCAUUCUCUGCUCCCUUCACCGGAUGCCUGUAAGAUGGUGACUCUGGGCCUAAUUCAGGUUGGAUCGCAGUGUGUGAUCCAAACGGAAUUAUUCAGUAAAAGUUGCGGGCACAUCCACCCGCGUUUUCUGUGGAUGGGCCACAGAAAAUGCGAUUGCCUGUCAGGCAGAGGCAGUCACUGGGGUGGCGGGGAAUGCUCUGUUUCCAGGGAGGAGACGGAUCAGUGUGGGGGCAGUGUGGCACGAACGGAGGGCAGAGGAGGACAAAUGGGCAUGAUCACGGUGGCUUUGUGACAUCAGAUGCAGCCGCCGUGAUUGAGGAGAAUGCGGCGGGCCUCCUGCGGCAGCAUGAGGCUUCACUAAUUUCUACGAUGAAGCAGAAAUUGUGAGGCAAUUGCAAUUUCUGCUUCAUCAAGGGGGGAGGCGGUGGUCAGCAUGUUGGGUGGCCUUGCCCUGCGAUGGGCGGCCCCUAGCGCUCAAGGAAAAGUAUUGCAAAUUUGACUAAUUAGCAGCAUCUGCAAUCCUUACUGAAUUAGGCCCUCUAUUAAAUAAUUUACUGACUCCCAGCCUUGCAUGACCAUGGUACCAGAAGCAGCUUCUGCCUCCGUACUGCUCUGGUUUCUUCCAUCUGUUGAUGAAGGACUGUUAGCAGUACCAUAGAUUCCCAAGCAGUGCUUAGAUGUCAGGGGAGACGGUGGGUGGCAGUAGUGCAGUAGCGGGGGCUACUGGAAGCAGUGUGUAAGUGGGUAAUGUUCCCAAGCAGCGCUGAGGAGGGAGACAGGGCAGGGGGCAGUAGUGGGAGCUGCUGGACACAUUGUCUAUGUGGGUAAACAUCACCAAGCAGGGCUGAGGUGUCAAAGCGGAAAGACAGGGCAGGUGGUAGUA
Messenger RNA from Pseudophryne corroboree (corroboree frog), 4801 nucleotides. RefSeq names its product zinc finger protein 271-like. NCBI's taxonomy places the organism in Eukaryota, Metazoa, Chordata, Amphibia, Anura, Myobatrachidae. The coding region runs from base 89 to 3298 and encodes 1069 amino acids. The transcript has a single exon. The record is from RefSeq and is a predicted model, not a curated record.